AUGUCUACUGCCAAGUCUGACAAAGAUGCACUUACCACUCUGACGACGUCCAAAAGUGACGUCCAUUUAGCAGAUGAAAAAGCCGCAGUAACGUCGUCCAUGUUUGUGUUUACAGCGGAUAAAGCUGGUAUGAAGGACGUAAACAAGCAGCACGUCCAGGAGGUGGUGCACAAGAUGUCGAAAGAUUCUUCGUUUUACCAGAAAUCUCUACGUGACAAUGAAAAGGUGGAGCAGCGUGUAGUUGCAAUGCGUGAGAAGCUCGCGUACUUGACUAGCGGACAGCUGCAUCGUCUGCAAUCGGAGGCCGACGCCCGAAUGGCGCAGAUGGAGGCAACACGAGACCUUUCGCGCACGAUUGUGGUCGUAGACAUGGACAUGUUUUACGCUGCCGUGGAGAUGCGAGAUAAUCCUAAGCUACGUGACGUGCCACUUGCAGUUGGUGGACUCAAUAUGAUCAGCACUACCAAUUAUGCAGCAAGGCAGUUCGGCGUGCGUGCUGCCAUGCCAGGAUUUAUUGGUAAAGAGCUGUGUCCAGAACUCCAUUUUGUGCCAGUCAACAUGGAAAAAUACAAAGGAGUGGCUGCUCAGAUCCGCGCCGUAUUUGUAGAGUACGACCCGGAGUAUGAGGCUUUUAGUCUUGAUGAAGCUUGCCUUGACCUUACGGAAUUUAUGUCCAAGAACUGGCAAAAGUAUAUUCUAGCCGCUGAAGACGAUAUUGGGAGUAAAAUAAGUGACGAUCAACAAUGGGUGUUGACAGCUGCUGGCCGUGCAGCAAUCGCAACGGUUAUAGUCCGUGAACUACGUGCGAAAAUCUAUGACAGUACGCAGCUUACAGCCAGUGCUGGUAUUGCAGUGAACACUAUGCUCGCUAAGAUCUGCUCGGACAUAAACAAACCUAAUGGGCAAUACAUCUUGCCGUUCACACGAGAAUGCGUGAUAUCUUUUAUACAUGAACUACCAGUGCGCAAGAUCGGUGGCAUUGGUAAAGUUACCGAAAAAAUUCUUAACGACGCGCUUGAUGUGAAAACUGGUGCUGAGUUGUUUGCUCAGCGAGGCAAAAUCGCUCAUUUGUUUUCCAAAAAGACGGCUGACUGGUUGUUGCAGACCUCGCUUGGCGUACGAGAGCGACGCGAGAAACAAGAACGCAAGAGCUUCAGCCGCGAACGCACGUUUCCAAGGUUGGGUGAUCCGAAGAAGCUCGAAGCAAAGUGUGAAGAGAUCUGCAAGGUGCUCGCAAAAGACCUUGAGAAGGCAGACAAGGCCGCUAAGAAUGUGACGCUAGUCUACAAGGACACGGACUUUGUCCGCUGCUCUCGGUCAAUGACGCUUGCUUCUGCAGUAUUUACUGCCGACGAUUUAUUUGCUAGCGCUGUCCAGCUUCUACGCCGUGAGUUGCCACUCACUCUGCGUCUUAUGGGUGUUCGUGCAGCGACAUUGGUAUCCCGUCCUACUGGCUCAAGCGCGGAUAACUCCUCUCAGACUCACAUAAGCAGCAAGAAGCGACAAACCGCUAUCAAUAAGUUUGCUGAACAAGUUGGCCAUCCUGCUGCUGCGUUCGCUUCAGGCGAUAGUGGAAGCAAUGAUCGAAACAUGAUUAAAAAGGCCGCAAUUGGGAAAUACUUUUCUGCCUCCGUGACCGCUACUUCCUCCAAGAAGAGCUCUUUUUCGUGCCCAGAGUAUGGGAAAACUCUUUCUGCAGGCACUGAUAAUUCUGAAGCGGAAACACAUAGUGACGGUUGUGUCUUCAAGGAUGAUGCUGGAAGUUCAAGGCGUAAGAGGCCGAGAAAGACCGAUAUUCCGCAUGCCUUCGCUCUCAGAUCAUAUCCGAAGAGUACGCCGGUGGUUGACAACAAGCCGUGCCCAAUUUGCGGGAAGCUAUUGAAUACAGGGAACAACAUGGAGGUAAAUGCUCAUAUGGAUGCGUGCAUCGUAGGCAAGAACUCUUCUCCAUUAUCGUCACCGUUGCAACAUACAAAGCACAAAAAGCUGAAAGCGCCAUCACGUGUCCAAGACUAUUCGAAACAUGCCUGUGAAGACGUAAAGCCGUGUCCUAUAUGCGGAAAACCACUGAAUAUUCGUAGCAGCAUGGAGGUGAAUGCGCACAUGGAUGCAUGUGUUGCCCGAGAUCAAUUACCCCCAGUGAGAAUGAUAGGUAAGAAGAGGAGUAAGCACGAAGCGUCUAAAAAGAAGCUUGAAAACAGCAUCGAUGUUUUCUUCCGCAAAAACUACAAUGACUGA
This is a messenger RNA of Peronospora farinosa, 2238 nucleotides long. The record is from the annotation of a GenBank genome assembly. NCBI's taxonomy places the organism in Eukaryota, Oomycota, Peronosporomycetes, Peronosporales, Peronosporaceae.